This is a messenger RNA of Blepharisma stoltei, 1205 nucleotides long. Lineage: Eukaryota; Ciliophora; Heterotrichea; Heterotrichida; Blepharismidae. The record is from the annotation of a GenBank genome assembly.
AUGUCAUUUUGAUUUACAAAUGGAAAUAAUGAAUUUACCUACAUUUCAGGAGUUAUCGACAUAGAUUUAUUGAAGCUUUCUUUAUUUUGCUUUGGGCCAGAAAUAUCUGAAAUAGAACUCAGUUUUAAAUUUGAUAGCAAUAAUUCAGAGCUAGAUAAAAAUACAUGUAUAAUUGCUAUAACAAUUUCAGUUAUUUUAUUUGUGUCAUUAUGCUUUAUUUUUUCAGCAAUUGCUAGGGUCAUAAUAAGACACCGAAAUCUUGCAAGAGUCCAGUCUAUAAAUCCUUUGUCAGGAGUUGGAAUACAAGUUCAGUUUCCAUCUAUAAAGUGGGCAAAUUUAGGCAAAUUAAAUUAAAUUUAAUAUAGCCUAAGCGGGACCCCCACUAACCGGAAUACCUUGGCUCCAGAAAAGGUGGCCUACGCUGGGUGCGUAUACACCAGAGUGCAAAUGGAGUAAGGCCCAGCCUAAUUCAAAUCUCUUGAAUUUUCUGGCAAAACUCACAUAGCCUAAGGAUCAGCUCCCUAGCUAGAGUCACCCACUGUAGGGUACCGAUAUUCCCGCUAGACGAAGAUUAUGUGAUAGGUAAAAUCUGUUUGCCCCCGUCUGGUAGGAACAGGAAAACCUUCGGAUGAUAAACAAAACUUCCUUCUAAGGCAAGGCAUCACCAAACCUGAAAAGGGACAGAGGUCCUGCUUUCAGCUUCAUCAGAAAGGGUCCAACUUCCUCCAUAAGAAAUGCGGCUCGAAGACCAACUUCCGCCACCGUCACCAUUUUAUUUCAAAUUUAGGCAAAACCUGUCUAGCCCAUCUGGCAGGGACAGGGAAACUUUCGAGGUAGAAACAAAGCACCCUGUUUCGGCAAGCUUCCCUUUGAGACACGCUCCACUGCUCCAUCAGGAGGUGUCGCCUCGGAGUCCACUUUCCGUUAGCGUCACCAUUUUAUUUCUAAAUUUAGGCAAGGGUUCAGAAUUAUGUGCAAUAUGUCUGGAUGAUUUUUUGCCUAAAUCUCUUAUAAGAAUGCUUGAUUGCGAUCAUUAUUUUCAUGUAAAUUGCAUCGAUGAAUGAGCGAGCAAUAAUAUCAGAUGCCCACUUUGCAAGCAAAACAUGGUAGCAGAUAAUAUAACGACUUUUUCAACAGAGACCAUCCUUCAAACCGAGAAUAAUGAAAUUACCGAAAUAAGAAUCGAAAGGCUAUUUACUCAGUAA